Messenger RNA from Trichomycterus rosablanca, 1294 nucleotides. It is a transcript of the gene gja5b, whose product is annotated as gap junction protein, alpha 5b. The coding region runs from base 124 to 1263 and encodes 379 amino acids. Gene Ontology annotation, biological process: atrial cardiac muscle cell to AV node cell communication by electrical coupling; heart development; cell-cell signaling. The record is from RefSeq and is a predicted model, not a curated record. The transcript is spliced from 2 exons. NCBI's taxonomy places the organism in Eukaryota, Metazoa, Chordata, Actinopteri, Siluriformes, Trichomycteridae. Gene Ontology annotation, cellular component: connexin complex. Gene Ontology annotation, molecular function: gap junction channel activity involved in atrial cardiac muscle cell-AV node cell electrical coupling.
AGCUGUGGGACAGCCUUGAGGAAUUUUACAUCAAUACCAAGGUUGCACAUUUACAGACGUGACAGUCAUCAGUCCAUCAGGUGAAAGAGAGAGCGGCUGACAGCAAAUUUCCCCCAACUGCUUAUGGCCGACUGGAGUUUGCUCGGGAACUUUCUGGAAGAGGUGCAGGAGCACUCAACGUCAGUUGGCAAGGUGUGGCUUACCAUCCUCUUCAUCUUCCGAAUCCUAGUGUUGGGCACGGCAGCGGAGUCCUCCUGGGGCGACGAGCAAGAGGACUUUACAUGCGACACAGAGCAGCCAGGAUGUCAGAACGUCUGUUACGACCGUGCCUUUCCCAUUGCCCAUAUUCGCUACUGGGUGCUGCAGAUCGUCUUUGUCUCCACGCCGUCUCUCAUUUACAUGGGUCAUGCUAUGCACACUGUCCGCAGGGAAGAGAAGAGGAAGAAGAAGGAACGGAAGAGCCGGGAAGACGAAGGCGGAGGAGGAGGUGGUGGUUCAGAAAAGUACCCAGAAGAAGAAAGAGAUUGUGGAAAUGAUGAAGGUGGACAGGUAAGGGUGCGUCUGCGAGGGGCACUCUUACAGACCUAUGUGCUAAGCAUUGUCAUUCGCACCUUUAUGGAGGUUCUUUUUAUUGUAGUUCAGUAUGUCAUCUAUGGAAUCUUCCUUGAUGCACUGUACAUGUGCAAGGGCCAGCCAUGUCCGCACCCGGUCAACUGCUACAUCUCACGGCCCACCGAAAAGAACGUCUUCAUCGUCUUCAUGCUGGUGGUGUCAGCGGUCUCUUUGUUUUUAAGCAUUGUUGAGCUCUACCACUUAGCGUGGAAGCAGUGCAAAAGAUGGGCCAAAAAGUACUGGGCCAAAAGGUACCAAAGAUCCAGCACAACCGUGGCAAUUUAUUCUGUUUCUCCAGAACCUUCUACACCAAACCAAGCCCGUACCCCGCCUCCUGACUUCAAUGAGUGCCUGGCGAAAUCGUCGCCACCCCAACACACCUUACAUACACAUUCAAGCUGCACUCCAUUCAACAACACACUGGCACACCAGCAGAACUCUGCCAACAUGAUAACAGAGCACCACUGCGACGAUGACAAUCUUGGUCAAGAAGAUUAUCUUAAGAUGAGCUACUCACAGGAACCUACAGAUACGCAUAAUUUAUGUGCGCCACCUACGCUGCUUAGCAACGGAUUUCUGACUGACAAGAGAAGGUUUAGCAAGAGCAGCGGGAGCAGCAGUAGAAUAAGGCCAGAUGAUCUAUCGGUAUAGCCUUCAUAUGGUAUAGGACAAGUAGCCAUUA